AUGAAGACCCCAUUUGGAAAGGCGGUUGCAGGGCAGCCGUCUAGGACAGGCACAGAACAUACCAGUGUGUCUGUUACCAUGAUGAAGAGAAAAGCUGCCCACAAGAAGCGUAGGAGCAGGCCCACCUCCCAGCAUCAGAGGAGCAUUGUGGGCUGCAGAAGUCGGCCAGGAUGGAAAGACGGAGAUGAAUCUCUAACACAGUGGAAAGGAACCAUUCUGGAUCAGCUCUUAGAUGAUUAUAAAGAUGGUGACCUAUGCAUCCUUCGAGAUUCCAAUGAUUCUCCUCCUGCAGAGAGAGAACAAGGAGAAGUUGUGGACAGUCUAGCAGGCAAUGUAGAAUAUGCCAAAGAUGAUGGCUCCAAGAGAACUGGCAUGAUCAUGCAACAAGUAGAAACAAAACCCUCUGUGUACUUCAUCAAAUUUGAUGAUGAUUUCCAUAUCUAUGUCUAUGAUUUGCUAAAAACAUGUUAA
Messenger RNA from Prionailurus viverrinus (fishing cat), 471 nucleotides. Its product is annotated as spindlin-3-like. The record is from RefSeq and is a predicted model, not a curated record. Gene Ontology annotation, biological process: regulation of DNA-templated transcription; gamete generation. Gene Ontology annotation, cellular component: cytosol; nucleoplasm. Lineage: Eukaryota; Metazoa; Chordata; Mammalia; Carnivora; Felidae.